UAAAACCAGCCAUUUGGGAUGAAGAAGAUAACAGUCACUUAUUAAAACCAGCCAUUUGGGAUGAAGAAGAUAACAGUCACUUAUUAAAACCAGCCAUUUGGGAUGAAGAAGAUAACAGUCACUUAUUGAAACCAGCCAUUUGGGAUGAAGAAGAUAACAGUCACUUAUUAAAACCAGCCAUUUGGGAUGAAGAAGAUAACAGUCACUUAUUGAAACCAGCAACUGCAUGGAAUAAUGAUAAGAAAAAACGACAAAUAUAA
Molecule: messenger RNA, 260 nt
Organism: Didymodactylos carnosus
Lineage: Eukaryota; Metazoa; Rotifera; Eurotatoria; Philodinida; Philodinidae
Source: the annotation of a GenBank genome assembly